This is a messenger RNA of Rhinolophus ferrumequinum (greater horseshoe bat), 363 nucleotides long. RefSeq names its product eukaryotic translation initiation factor 1-like. Bases 1 to 363 code for a protein of 120 amino acids. Gene Ontology annotation, molecular function: RNA binding; ribosomal small subunit binding; translation initiation factor activity. The record is from RefSeq and is a predicted model, not a curated record. NCBI's taxonomy places the organism in Eukaryota, Metazoa, Chordata, Mammalia, Chiroptera, Rhinolophidae. The transcript is spliced from 2 exons. Gene Ontology annotation, cellular component: eukaryotic 43S preinitiation complex. Gene Ontology annotation, biological process: translational initiation.
AUGUCCGCUAUCCAGAACCUCCACUCUUUCAACCCCUUUGCUGAUGCAAGUAAGGGUGAUGAUCUGCAUCCUACUGGCACUGAAGAUUAUACCCAUAUAAGAAUUCAACAGAUGGACAACCAAGAGGGCGCAAGAAAGAGCAGGAAGACCCUUACUACUGUCCAACGGAUCACUGAUAAUUUUGAUAAAAAGGAACUAGUAAAAGCAUUUAAGAAGAAAUUUACCUGCAAUGGUACUGUAAUUGAGCAUCCAGAAUAUGGAGAAGUAAUGCAGCUUCAGGGUGACCAAUGCAAGACCAUAUGCCACUUCUUCAUAAAUACUGGACUGGCCAAGGACGACCAACUGAAGGUUCAUGGUUUUUAA